Molecule: messenger RNA, 1874 nt
Organism: Sclerotinia trifoliorum
Lineage: Eukaryota; Fungi; Ascomycota; Leotiomycetes; Helotiales; Sclerotiniaceae
Source: the annotation of a GenBank genome assembly
CGCGAUUUCGCAUCGUCCGUGAAGCUUUUUGACUCCACGACAAGCAGCCACCGUACCGUACGAUACCAUUGAACUCUCAGACACCAUGCGUGACCUUACCAGAUCUUUCAUUCGUGCUCUUGAGUGUGGUGGUGUACCACUUCUGAUUGAAGCGGUUAUCAAAGUAGAACAAAACCAUGAAUCCACUGCUGGUUCUGAGCUUGCGACCCCCCCUGGGCGAAAUAUGUACACAAUUCGAGAAAGUUUAUUGGAAAUUCUGGGCUGGACAAUGCGAGCUAUCAUCACUGUAAGUUACUGUGACCACCUUGUGAUUAUAGCGAGCUAUCUAUUUCCUCUCUAAUCUAACCUACAAUUCUAGGGUAAUUUUAUACGUGAUGGACUCCGUCCGAAGCCAGGUGAGACGUUACCAGCCGAUUUUGAAGUCCGAGACUCUCAGUCGAAUACAACAAAUUCCUAGCCCUCCCAGCCCUCCCAACAUUCUCAUGGUUCUGGUAGUAGUGUUCAAUGGGAGGUUGAGCGCAUCGAAGAUGCUGCAAUUUGUGAAAUCGAGGAUAGUGAUGACUACGGUCGCGUGGUUUACCACAUCAAAUGGACGGGAUUUGCUCACCACGCGAACACCUGGGAAUCAAUCGACAAUUUAACAAGCUGCAGAUUGAAAAUCCUUCAAUUCUACCACGAUAAUCCGGAUAAGCCACAAUACGGCCCUAACGACUGCCAGGAAACAUUGAGCGUUGAGCAUCUUGAUUUUAGUGGUAUUAGUGGGUUUUUCACCAACGACCCUCCUGCUGAGCACCAAAUUAUUUACGCUCAUUGGUUGGUUGAUAAUACCAAUACCAGUUCUCGAGGAGUUUCUCCCACUACUAAACAGCUCUUUCGUAUCCUUGAGUUGCUCGAAUUUUACAUGUCUGAUUUCCCAAUUGAUCACCCCGGAUAUACAGAACAUCUGGAAUUUAUCCGAACCAUUGGCCAAUUGGAAGAUCCAGACCAUCUCUUUAGAGCAAAUUGGGACGAAGAACUUAACGAUAAUGGACUUCGUCGAUACCUGAAAUCCCAAGACAAUUUCGAACCAAAUCGAAGAGCCCAAAGAAUUUGUCUUGAGACCACUAUUCCCACCAUUCGAUCUCAGUUAGAGUUAAUUCCCAUCGAGGAAAGAGAUCGACCUUAUCCAUACCCUCUCUCCGAGAUUGGCUUUACCGGAAAUGCAAAGAAAAGAAAGAGAUCCUAUGAAGAUCACAGCAGCUCAAUGAAAACAAUGUAUUGUAUCGGUGCUAUAUCCAUUUAUCUAUUCGGGGUACGAUAUCAUUGGAAUUUUCACCCUCUCCCCAUCGUGAGAAGCUAUUCCGAGGCUAAAUGCUUAGAGCUAUUCUCCUCCCAACUUAGCCAAUCAUAUACGUGGCUCGGAGGUAUGAAUACAGAUCUCGCAGGAAAUUCGAACGAUUCGGCAGCCAAAAUCUCUACCGAGACAUAUCAUAUACUUAGAGACAAGACUCUCAAUAAUUACAUCAUCUUUACGAACUUGGAGCUGGCAAGAGAGAGAUUGGAGGAGAGUGUAGAGAUAAUGGGGUUAAAGUUGGAAGUUGAUGAACUCACAGAGAGACUAACUAAUGAAGAGGCUGAGAUAGCGGAUUUAAGAGCCAAACAAAGAUCUUUGCGGGAUGAAUUAGCUGUUUUGUUGAGAGAGAAGAAGAAAUUGGUUAAAAGAGCUGCAGCCGAGAGGAAUAUUAUCAAGGAGGGCCUAAUGGCUUAUGAUAGGAUGAAGGAAUUACAUACUUGUUUAAAGAAGUUAUUGAAUUAUUAGUACUUUAUAAGUUUAAAUUGCUAGCUUAUAACCUUGUAAUAAAGUCCUAAUCUUAAAUAAUACUAACUAGUAUUAU